UAACAUUUUAUCCUGCUGUCCCAUGGAUGGGGAACCCUUUUCAGCCUGAGAGCCACAUUCCCUUCUGAACAAUCACCCAGCAUCCAUAUGCGCAAGUGGUGGGUGGGACAAAUAUGAAUUUUGUCUCUGCACAGUAGGCUCAUUUCUUCAUAUUCAAACACCCCCCCCCUUUAAACCCUCCCAUCCAGCCAUCAAAAGGCUCAUUCCAGCCAGGCAAAAACAGUCAAGGAGCCUGCAAAGCAGAGGGAGGUCUGAGAAGAGAGUGUUUGCGGUAGAGUCCCACAGGUCAGUUAGAGAGGAUGGAAGGCUGCAUUUGGCCCCCUGAUCUUCUCCACCCAAGGAUCAAUUCUCCAGAUCACCUGCUUUCAAUUUACUACUGAAGACCUGAAGCUAUAGGGUUUGCAAAAUCCACAAAGUGUGCCUUUUAAUAUCAAGUAUGGAAAGGGCUUUGCCAAUCCCACUGCGUACCCCACAGGGCUAAAAAUACUCCCUGAAUGCAGGUGUUCUGCUUGUGAUUAAGCCACCGCUGUGCUCUGAAAAUGCAAGCGUGGUCCACGAUUCCCACUAGUCAGCUAACCCCGAAAGCCCACCCCUGCGUGUUCCUGGAUGUAAAACCAAAUCCACAGCCCCACAUUCCUGCAGAUGCAUGCUGGAAAUAACAUCUGCUUAUGAGAGAGGGAUGUAAAACCACAAGGACCCAGCCUUGCCAUGCUAUGCCUGUGGUAGACGGAGGUACAUGGUGUCCCCGGCAAUCGCAAUGCUCCAAUGCUGCUUGCGCUAUUUCUGGGGCCGACGGCAGUCACUGCUUUGUAAGAAACCGGGUUGCCUUGUAAUUACCGUUCCCUUUCACAAACAUCCAAGGCUGUCAUUUGCAGCUGUCCGGUGCUUAAUUCUCUGCAAAUAAAGCUUUCAGUUUGGCAAAGGCAAACGUCAAGCUUUUAGAUGCCGUUUGUGAGCAGUGUGAUCGCAGCAGCUGCCUCUUCUCUUGCCUGUGCUUGGCCCAUCCGAAAAAUACCAUGUCAAUCGCACACACUGCGGGCGAGUAUAUGCUCUCGGAUGCUUUGCUUCCGGAUCCGAAUGGCUCCAGGGCAAAGGGGCUUCGCUUGGAGCUAUCGUGUGACCGCAUCGUGAAGUUUGUCACUGUGGGGCUGCCCCUGCUGCUCGUGUCCCUGUCAUUUGCGCGGGAAUUUUCAUUGGGCUCCCAGAUCAGUUGCUUCUCUCCCGCCAACUUCACAGGGAAGCAAUCGGCCUACGUCGACGCUGUGUGCUGGGACUCCUUGCUUCACCAUGACUACGAUACUAUGGGAGACUCUCAAUCCAGAUCUCUCUGGGUCCUCAAGGUCUUCCCAUAUUCCUUGCUGGUGAUUGCAGUCGCCAUGUACCUGCCUUCUCUGCUCUGGAGAUAUGCGGCUGCCUCGUCGUUGAACUGCGACCUGCUCUUCAUCAUUGAUGAGCUGGACAAAUCCUACAACCGUUCCAUCCGCCUAGUGCAGCACAUGGUGAAACUACAACAGUCUGGUACUGACCCAGAAGAGCUAUGGGAGGAAUAUGACAAGGCUCGCAGGGAACGCUAUUUUGAAUUCCCAUUACUGGAGAGGUACCUCACUUGCAAGCAGCGCUCCUACUACCUCGUUGGGGUCUACGUGCUACGGAACCUCCUCCUCCUCUUCCUCCUCGCUGCUACCUGCUUCUACUUGGCCUACUUCCAUGUGGGCGUCUUUUUCCAAGAUGAGUUCAGCUGCACCAUCAAGGUGGGCCUGCUUAGAGAUGAGCUUCACAUCCCAGGCUCAGUCCCCUGCAAGCUCGUCUUCUUCACCGUCUUCCAGGUGACCAGCAUCUGCAUCGGGUGCGUGUAUGUCCUUCUGGGGCCCGUCGUCAUCUACCACCUGCUUCAGUUGUGCCAGUGGGACAAGAGGCUCCUAUCCAUCUAUGAGAUGCUGCCAGCUUUUGACCUCCUCAGCAGGAAGAUGCUGACCUGCCCUCUGAACGACCUGAACAUCAUUUUGCUGUUCCUGCGUGCCAACAUCUCGGAGGUCAAGUCCUUCAGCAGGCUGAGCGUGCUGUGCACUCUGAGGGAUGUCAGGGCGGAUAAGGAGGACAUUGACACGGUGGUGGAUUUUAUGACCCUCUUGGCUGGUCUGGAGAUGUCGAAGCCUAAGCAGAAUCUCUGUGCCAAUGGAAACUCGCCUCAUCACAACAGUGAAAUUAUUGAAAUGAAGCCUGCCUUGGAAUCUAAAGAAGACUGACACGCCCAGCCGGCAGCAGACUGUAGACAGGGCAGCCAACAGCAGAGGAAAUGGGACUGAUGAACAGUGCUGGAACACAAAGACAGCCGGUGCCCCCAUCCUACGCACAGCAAUGUGCUGUGUGCUUUCAUCGCGAUUCUAAGUUGUAUCAUGUUUUCCUGGUACAGGACUGCACCAUCCUAAGUGCUUGCUUAUUGGGUUCAAAGUCCAUAGAAUUUAAUAUUUGGAAUACGAUUCUUGCAUGCUGGCUAUAGGCUGCUGGCAAAUGUCUUUGUAUUGUUUGAGGCUUCAUGUACCCAUAAGGUGAGGCUGCCAGUUGUUCUGGCGGAAUCCUGGGCCUUUUAAGUUGUGCUGCAGACAGAUUGAACUUUUCCACCAUGGCAAGUGUGAUUCACUGGCUUAAUAUCUGUUACAAACCUGCUGAAGGUGCAAUGGCCUUUCCAUGAAAAAAAAAUAGUGGCUUUUUUAUGUUGUAUGCUAAUGUUCACCUAACCUACAGCCCAUUUGUCUGCCUUGCUGUGGUCGUUCUGCAAACUAAUCAUUAAAUUUAAUGUCACACUGAUCAGUUGGGGACUGUGCUCCUGUCUGACCUGGUUCUGAUGUAGAAACCAUGUUACCAGCUGGAUCACAUAAACCUGGACACAAAGUAAUCCAUAUAUUCCAUCUUAAACACUAGUCCAGUCUAUACAGUGGUACCUUGGGUUACAUAUGCUUCAGGUUACAGACGCUUCAGGUUACAGACUCCGCUAACCCAGAAAUAGUGCUUCAGGUUAAGAACUUUGCUUCAGGAUGAGAACAGAAAUCAUGCUCUGGCGGCGCAGGAGCAGCAGGAGGCCCCAUUAGCUAAAGUGGUGCUUCAGGUUAAGGACAGUUUCAGGUUAAGAAUGGACCUCCGGAACGAAUUAAGUACUUAACCUGAGGUACCACUGUAGCUGAGAAUCCAUUAUCUCAUGAAUUGUUAUAAACAGAACCAGAAAUAUAUCUAGGAAAGUUUAAUAAUUUAUAAGACAGUCGUUUUAGAGUGCAAAAAUGUCACUUUUUAUUUUUUUAAAAAUAUAACUAAUAGCCUGUCCCUGGUAAAUAACCAAGAGGACUUUUUUGGGGGGGAUUUCAAGUAUAAAAUCUGAGAGAUUGUUUCACAUGCAUGAUCACAAGACUUAUGCUGAUCUCAAGAGCAGACAGCGGAAGGGAAAUAAACCAAAGCAUAUUUGCUUGCAUGCUAUCCUUAAGCUGUGCAUCUGCUCCUCCAAACACCUUACUCAGCAGCAGUCCGUGUAUUUGCUCAAAUCCAAUGAACCCAGCAACAAGACCAAGCUGUUCCUUCUUUUCUGCUCUGGUUAGCACAACAGGAACAGUCACAGUUCUUUGGCAUGCAAAAGGCUGGCUCUCUGC
Podarcis raffonei (Aeolian wall lizard) is the source of this 3638-nucleotide messenger RNA. RefSeq names its product pannexin 3 (gene PANX3). Gene Ontology annotation, biological process: positive regulation of interleukin-1 production; monoatomic cation transport. The record is from RefSeq and is a predicted model, not a curated record. NCBI's taxonomy places the organism in Eukaryota, Metazoa, Chordata, Lepidosauria, Squamata, Lacertidae. Gene Ontology annotation, molecular function: channel activity. The transcript has 5 exons. The coding region runs from base 1017 to 2246 and encodes 409 amino acids.